Molecule: messenger RNA, 2563 nt
Organism: Sinocyclocheilus grahami
Lineage: Eukaryota; Metazoa; Chordata; Actinopteri; Cypriniformes; Cyprinidae
Product: transmembrane protein 184A-like
Exons: 9
Coding region: 417-1697 (426 amino acids)
Source: RefSeq, a predicted model, not a curated record
ACCUGGGUGUGCUGUUUUGUCGCGAAGUACACCUGCCCAAAUUUGAGACGGAGCGUCGAGCUUGUUGGUGUGGAUUUUGGAAAAGCCUUUAGGAAAACACUCUUAUGCCGGUUUCUUCGCUUCAGGAUUUUUAUAAAGAUCAAUUCGAUUCCGGGCUGUUUCCACCGAGCUGACUAACGCACAUCAGAGCUGUCAAUAGCUCAACGAGGAAGUGCGCGCUUGAGUCGUCGGUGUCGUCGCACGGGCCGUGUGUCUACCUACGGCUACAUGUCGUAUAUUAAUGUUUCUUUAGUCUCUCAUGUACGUAGUGUAUUUAUUAUUUUAGUCCCAGUGCGAUGUUCAGCGUAAAGUGACGUUUUGGUAAAGUAAUUCGAGUUUGAUCGCACUAAACUCUCUCAGGUGUUGACACUAUCAGGAUGAAUUAUUCCGGAUAUACUACAGCAAAUUUCAUCUCUCUGUCAGUGGAUUCAGAUAAAAACAUGGAUAAUUCAGCCCCUUUGUCAUCAUACUCAGUGCUGUCGAAUAUAACCAGCAUGUCAAACAUGACCGUGAUCAGAUCAAGUAAUGGGACUGAAGUAGUGGGGGAUGACCAGAUCUUCCUUAACACCCCCACUGCUCAAGCUCUGUCAGGGAUUUUCGUUUGGUCUGCGCUCAUCAUCACCUGUCAUCAGAUAUACCUGCACCUAAGGUCGUACACGGUGCCAAAUGAGCAGCGCUACAUCAUCCGCAUCCUUUUCAUCGUUCCCAUCUAUGCUUUCGACUCCUGGCUCAGCCUGCUGUUCAUCAGUAAUGCCCAGUAUUAUGUGUAUUUCGACUCCGUUCGGGACUGUUAUGAAGCAUUUGUGAUAUACAACUUCCUGAGUCUAUCUUUUGAGUACCUUGGAGGAGAAAGUGCCAUCAUGUCGGAAAUAAGAGGAAAACCUAUUCAGUCAAGUUGCCUUUACGGGACGUGCUGUUUGGGAGGAAUGAGUUACUCCAUUGGCUUCCUGAGAUUCUGCAAGCAGGCCACACUUCAGUUCUGUGUCGUGAAGCCCAUCAUGGCUGUCAUCACCAUCCUUCUGCAGGCUUUUGGCAAAUAUCACGAUGGAGACUUUAAUGUAACGGGAGGUUACCUUUACAUCACCAUCAUCUACAACAUUUCUGUCAGUUUGGCUCUCUAUGCCCUCUUUCUCUUCUACUUUGCGACCAGUGACCUUCUGAGACCUUUUGAGCCUGUGCUCAAAUUCCUCACCAUCAAAUCCGUCAUCUUCCUCUCCUUCUGGCAAGGUAUGGUAUUGGCCAUUCUGGAGCGAUGUGGUGUGAUCCCAGAAGCUCUGGUCAUUGAUGGUAAUGAGGUGGGGGCUGGUACAGUGGCUGCUGGUUGGCAGAACUUCAUCAUCUGCAUUGAAAUGUUCUUUGCCGCCAUCGCCCUCCGCUACGCCUUCACCUCCAGUGUGUACCGCGAGAAGAAGAGUGAAGCACCAGAGAAUGUAGCACCUAUGCACAGCAUAUCCAGUGGCCUGAAGGAGACCAUUAACCCUGGAGACAUGGUUCAGGAUGCAAUCCACAACUUCUCUCCGGCUUACCAACAGUACACCCAGCAGUCCACCCAGGAAGUGGUGCAACCCAACAUGAAUGGCAAACCGGCGAUCAGCACCUCCAAGAGUUCAAAGAAAUCUGACAAAGUGAUGCUGAUCGACACUGAUGAUGAGUUCUAGUGCCCCGUCUGUCCCGAUCUUUCUAUUUAUUUAAUCCGAAAUGUAUUUGACUCUCUAUAACUUUAAUGAGGAUAGUAAUCAUGUAAAUCAGCUCAUGAUUUUUAAAAAAGAGAGCUCAGUGAAGGGAUCUGAACAGUUUCCUGACAAGGAAUAAAAGUAGACUGUGUCAGGUAGGGGUUGUUUUGUUUUCCUCGUUGUAGUCCUGGAGCUCAUCCUUUCCUGGUCCUCUGUAGUGGUGGAUGAUCCAGCCCUGUAAUGGAGAGUCCAUUUCUCUUCUCUGACCCGUUCUGAGGCAUGGCCGAUAAACAUGAGGCAAGGGGUGCUGUUCAGAUGGAAUGAAUCAGGGACUGACACUUUAGAGACCUAUUAUUGCAUCUGGUCGUUUGAAGUAUUUGCUCAGCAGCCCUCUGCUGGGUCUCAGGAUGAAUUGAACUGGCUCUCAAAGAUGCCCUGUCUUUGGAGAUCGCACUUCAAACUGUUGUCUGCUGCUCUCUGAAACCUUUGUAUCAAUCAUGCCACACGGACAAAGUGGGGGACCGAGCAUUGCCCCCGCUUGAUUUGGAGGUUCAUUAAUUUUCACACCAGGCCUUCAAAGAGUGUGAGAUCUGAUGCAAAAACGCAAGUCUCAGCCAUCAUUGCGUAUAUCAAUUGCAAAUCAUUUGUAUUCAGCCAUUAUUUGGUUGGUUAAAGCUUUAACCUGUGACAUUGUCAGUGUAUAAUGGCACAUGUGUUACUGGGGCAUGUUAAUGUUAAAUUAUGUUGUUUAGUUCUCAACUGUUUGCCGUUAAAAGGCAGUUUGCCUAAAUGUGACCCUGGGCCAUAAAACCAGUCUUAAGUUGCUGGGGUAUAUUUGUAGCAAUAGCCAA